CCCGGUCGUUUUCCAAUGCUGGUGAGCCGGGAAGCAGGAACCGCGGGCGGCGGGGAGGCGGCUGCCGGGCCGCCGGGUCCGCCGAGCCAGGCGCCCCGCGAGGAGGAGACGCCUCCGGGCCGCGCAGGGUGUCGCCUCGCCGGCCUGGUCAGCUGGAGGCAGAAGCCGUGCAGGACUUCAGCCCUGUUUGCUGCAGCCAACACGGUCUUCUGGUUUGUGGCUUUCAGCUCUUUCCGAGCCUACAGCCUCCUGGCCGUCCUGUUGGCGGUGCUGGUCGCCAUGGUGACCGUCAGGGACUUUGCUCGGUCCAGAUACACAGGAGCUCACAUAUGGCUCAGCAUAACUGCAAGCUGGGAGAUCAUUGAUUCGGGUCAGGAUAGCCGCUCUGGGACUGGAGCUCAGCUCAGCGACUCCCUCAGACUUUUCCUCCAGGAGACGUCAGCUUUCAAACAGCAAAACCCAGGCAAGUUUUGCCUGCUGGUUUGCAGUUUGUGCACCUUCUUUGCUGUCUUAGGACGCUACAUUCCAGGGAUCAUUAUCUCAUAUAUUCUAGUGCUGGGCGUCUUCCUGUGGCCUCUGAUUUCCUUUCACGAGGUUGGUUUGUGGCUGGAGCCAGUUCUGCAGAAGCUGGACUUUGGCAUUGGGGUGUUCAUUCAGAAGAUCAAAGAGAAUCAUGAGAAGAGGAUCAUGCGGGCUCAGACUGAGAAGGAGGGCAUCGAGUCGGACCUCUCCUCCAUGUUUCCCAAGCUCGACUCCACGGUGUGCAAGGAAAUGUCGGUAUCAGACACAGAGGUGUCUGAUGUGACGUGGACGGACAACGGUACUUUCAACCUGUCAGAAGGACACACACCACAGACGGAGAACUCAGAGGACCUCGACAGAGAAGAAGUGUUCACCGGUGGCCUUCCAGAAUUCCCUUCACUUGACAACGGCCUGACGACCAACGGCGACGACGACGAUGACCUCAUGCUGGGCCUUCCCUUGCCUCCGCCUCAGCCGCAGGAACCAAUCAAAUCCACGCAUACACCUGCUCCUCAAAACGCCCUGGAAUUGGUCAACCAGAUGGCGGGAGACUUCAUCGCUGCCGCGGUCACAACUGCCAUCCAGGAGAGAAUAGAAGCAGCGGUCGGCUUCGAUGCGCCGAGCAACAACCCGGAGCGGUCAAGACGCCCAGAAUCCACCAGGCUGCUGGAGCUGGCCGAGGAGUCGGACAGUGAGGUGGAGGACUUUGAGCUGCUGGACCAGUCGGAGCUGGAGCAACUGGAGGGGGAGCUGGGGCUGGGAGAGGAGAAGGCCCAGGCCAAAGAGGAGGCGCAGGUGGAGAGCGACAAUUCGGCCUCAACUGGAUUCUUCACCAAACUCCUCAGACGCCAAUGAUGGAUGAAAAGCACGGUCGGCAGGGGAGAAGAAGGGGUUCAUGAGGACACCUGGAGAGGGUUGUGAGAACACAACAUUUCCAUUUAUCUUUUUCCUGUAGCGCUAACAUCAACGUUUCAAAACUGAUCAGUCUGUGAAAUGUGGAGGUGGAAGUGAUGUCGCUCUGAUCAGAAUCAUCCUAGCCUAAUGCCGAGAUCAGACUACACAACGUCAGCCUGCGAAUGGCCUGACCCGACAGACGCGGUAACCAAAAUGAGCGCUGGGCGCCACAGUUGCUCCUGCGUUCCAUCCUGCGUAGCGUCAGGAGCUCCUCCCUACGUCCUGACAAAAAGAGCACAUCAAUUAAGAGUUAAAAUCCAGGUAAAGCGUUUAUAGAAAAAACAAAUGGGGGUGUCUACACUGUGCCAGCUGUGCGUGAACUCACGCAGGGUUGAGCUGGUGUGAGAGCGAGGAAACGCAAGUGAAAAGGAUUCACUGGAAAUGUUGGGGGUUGCAGCAUGUCUCGCUGCAUAUUUAUUUAGUUAUUUAUUUAUUUAUUUUUAACAUUUAUUUUGUUCCCUGUUGUGCGCUCCAACAGUUUUUGUCCGUUUUGCCCAGGAGCAGGCUCAGACCAUAUUUAAUUAGCCUGGUGGUCAGGUGGAGAGUCUUAUAUUAACGUGUUGGGUCGGGUCAGGUCCGGAAUCGAUUUAGGGAUAAUUGCAGGUGACAGGGUCAGUUCCGGUGCUGGGCUUUGCAGAUUUGCAAGGCAGGUUUGCAAAACUCGAACCGUGCAAGACGCUGGACAGAAAGUAGAAUGUCCUUCUACUCUACAAAUUUGUUAAAUAGUUUUUCAUUUUUAUUUCUCUUUUUUUUGGGGGGGGUUGCAGAAAGGCAUAACGGAUGAAAAAUUGUGUGUUAGUUGUGUGUUAGUGUCUACUUCGUGUGCAUCACGGACGCUGGGAAAAACGACGAGCUAUGGCCUGUAGCUGUUUGGGUCAUGUCUCUCAGUGAAGUCGUGACAAGAAUUUAUGAUACUGUGAUCAUCUAGACUGAUGCAGUGACCUUUAAAAAACAAAAAACAAAUUGUGUAGUCUGAUCCUGGCUAAAGGUUGGUUGAGGACUAAGAUCCUGCUCUUGGCUUUAAUCAAUUGCUGUGGUUCCUUUUGUCUUUUUAAAGCAACUUUUAUCAUAUUUGAUUGGUGAGGUCAACUUAGCAUUUAUAAGCAGCAUAUAGACACUUAAUCCAUGGUUUAUAACGCACUAUAACUUAGCUGUAAGCAAAUAAGGGCAUUUGUAAGUGUUUAUUAAUGUAUUUGUCAACAACUAUAACUACCCUGAAGCAUCUGUUGAAUGAACAGUAAAUGAGUGAUUAAUAACACAGCAUAUUUGUUAAUACGCUAAUACACUGUAUGUAAUUGAUAUAAUAUAUAUAAUUAGUACAUAUAAUAAAGAAAUAUUUUAUAAGAUUACACCUGUGUUACAUGAAUUUAUCAUCUGUUUUCUGUUAAUACACUUAAAAUGUCCUCAUAUCUACUUACAACUCAAUUAUACUUUGUUAUAAAACAUUUAAUGACCUUAUAUUGCUCAUAAAUGCAUAGCAGUGGGUUAAAAUCAUGUAAUGCCGAUAAAUUUGUUCUGAAACUCCCUCUGGACUGGAGGCAAAGUGCUCGAAACUGAAAUUGACAAGCUCUAAAUAAGACAAAAAACACACGCAUUUACCAAAACAUACAACUUUUGCCGUAAUUGCGAUCCAAGCGCGAAUGUAUCCCAGAACUGCACAGUAACGACCAGUAAAACUGCAGCAAGAUGUACAUUUUACCAGUGACCCGAGGUGAUAUAGGCCAGUGGAAAGACUUCCUGUUAUAUAUUAUAUUAUAAUUAUUAUCAUAUAUUACAAGUGACUGGUUUUAGUCCCAAAACACUGCAGCCGCUGCUGCUACACUGAAGACCGCUCACAACGCCCCUGACAUUCACUUUGAUGCAGAAUUGAUUCAUCCAACUACGUUACCCAGAAUUCCACAAACAUCCACCUGUAGGGCAAUCGCUAGGCAAUCAAAUCAUCUUUAAUGCCUAAAAUGUUAGUACUGGUUGGCCAGUUGAAAAUGAAGAUUAAAAUGUAGGACAUUUUUAUUUUUUAUCAAUUUUUUUUAUCAUUUUCUUUUUAAAUUGUAUACGUAAUUUUCUUUUUCCACGAAACGCUUAUGUAUUCGAGGGACUUUUACAUUAUUUCAACAUUCAGCAGGUCUCAAAAUACUAUGCAUGGAAAUCUCAUUUUGAGACAUAAAUAUAUUUAGACAUAAACAUUUUACUUCCAUUGCUUUCAGCCCAUGAAUUUCACAUUUCAGUGUAGAUUGAAAGGGCAUAGGUGAGUCAUCAGUGGGCACAGAAGAAAAUCAUUUUGCAUUCACAUCAUCACCUAUCUAGUCAAAACUGCAAACCAAAUUGUGAUUGUUGUCGUAAUCUGAAACAUUUACGAGUUUGCUGACUGGUUCGGCCUCCAGCCGAGAGGCACAAUCCGUUUUCAGCGGACCGUCUCCCAACAAAAAUUCACAGAUUUAAACACGAGAGCUGCAUUCCUGUAAAGCCACUGCACAGAUCUUACAGGGGAAAUAGAACUUGUUAAAGUUGUGACAAUUUUUUCUGGCUUCAACACUAAGACAAGCGAUACAUGGCCCAUUUAAAGCUGAAAUGAGCAACCACUGACCACUAGACUCCUAGAACUGCUACCGGUCAGUUUCCGAUGCUGAGCCCACAAUCAAUAUCACAAAGUGAAAAAUGUAAACACAGUUACUGUGGGGAAUAUAAUUAAAGGUAGCACUGGUAAACUGUUCUGCUGUCAGGUCUACUGGAUUCAGUUACCACUAACCCUUGUAGCUGUACCAGCUACUAACAGGCCAUAACAUACCUGAAUGACUUGAUUGCAAUCAACAAGAAAAAGGAAGCAAGCCUUGAAGCCAUGAAGUCAAAUUUCCUGGGGUUAAAACAGAACUAUGCUGAAUGUAAACAAGGGUCCAUGGUGCUGUGGUGGCCCAGUGGCUAAAGCACUGACCAUGAAUUGCAACAUCCCCAGUUAGCAUCUGGCUGAGGACCUUUGACGCAAAGACAAUCCAGAAACAGUCCAAAUUGCAAGUGGACCUGAGAACGCCAGACUCAGCCAAAUUAGGCCCCAUCCUAAAUGCAGUCAGCCUUAGCAGACCCAUACAGCGAGAGAACACAAGCUUUGCAAGCAGCAUCAUGCUCCAUCAGUUGACCAGCUGCAGCGGUCAAAAAGUGCACCAAUACAUCACACGUCAUUUUUCCUGCACUUUACAGUUCAUGCUUUCCCUCUGCCUUUAAAGACGUGUUUCCUCUCAUGAUGAUGAUGCACCAUGGGAUCAAGGCUGAUAGAUAUUCAGCCUAAAUUCACUUGGUUAUCAGACAAGACCUGCAGCAGUAGAACCGGAUUCUACCCGAUCCGAUUAGACUAGAGUGAUCUGGCCCGUCUCCGGUCCCCGUUAAGUCUCGGCUAAUAGCAACCAAGUGAACCCAUGAAGACCUCUGCUUCUCAUGUCGUAGGAUGAUCCAAAACUACACUCAAAAUAACGCAAAAUGUAUUUUUAGUGCAACGAAAGUAAAAUGUUGUGAGAUGGCGUAUUUCCAUUUGCACCUUAAUUCUUAUUAAACGAUGCACCUAGGUAGGGAAGUCUGCUGUGUCAAGCAUCACUUGUGGAUUCACUGAAUGCCGAAGAAUGACUGAACUGUUUCUUUAAAAUGUCUCGUACAUUAAGAGACAUUGUCUUUAUGAUAAAGACACGCAGCAAUGUUUAAUGUAUCCUCUUGAAUUAAUCAUGUAAUGUACUAGCAUAACUGUAAAGAUGAUAAUAGAAGUAUUUGUUUAUCAGUGUGUAAGAGGACUUUGUCGUGGCUGCCGUUCAUUUUUAGCUCACAUGUAAUAACUGUUUAAAACAAAGACUAUUUCUGAAUAACAGCUGAGACGGGUUCAGGUUUUACUAAAU
Messenger RNA from Xiphias gladius (swordfish), 5351 nucleotides. It is a transcript of the gene retreg1, whose product is annotated as reticulophagy regulator 1. Gene Ontology annotation, cellular component: endoplasmic reticulum membrane. Lineage: Eukaryota; Metazoa; Chordata; Actinopteri; Istiophoriformes; Xiphiidae. The transcript is spliced from 9 exons. Gene Ontology annotation, biological process: negative regulation of neuron apoptotic process; reticulophagy. Bases 16 to 1377 code for a protein of 453 amino acids. The record is from RefSeq and is a predicted model, not a curated record.